AUGUAUAGCCGCCCAGUAAUUGCCAUCGCUGGACUUGCUUGCGAGACAUCGACCUUCUCCCCUUCAAAAACAUUAGCUCCAGCAUUCCAUCCGCGAAGGGGCAUUGAAUGUAUCCAAGAAUACGAAUUUAUCAAGCCUGGAACUCCUCUCGGAAAUGUUGCCGACUGGCGUGGAGCCCUCAUCGGCCACGCCCUUCCAGGAGGAAUUGUCACUCGAGCAGCAUUCGAGGAACUAACAGCAGAAAUCCUUGACAGACUUGAAGAUAUACGUUCGUCCGUGCCGCAGCUUGAUGGACUAUGGUUCGAUAUACAUGGCGCUAUGUGCGUAGAAGGUCUCGAUGACGUGGAAGCGGAACUGCUCCGUCGCAUCCGCACACUCAUUGGACCUGAUGUGGUCGUGUCGGCAUCUAUGGAUCUACACGGAAAUGUGUCGCGUGAGCUUGCGCACCAAACCGACCUAAUUACAUGCUAUCGAAUGGCGCCACAUGAGGAUGAACAAGAAACAAAAGAGCGUGCCUGUCAGAAUCUGGUAGAUUUGCUCACUCAGCAACAUGCAACAGGAGAUAAUCGAUUGCGACCGUAUAAAGCAUGGAUACCUCUCCCAAUUCUGUUACCGGGCGAGCAGACUUCUACUCGAGCUGAGCCUGCAAAACAUGUAUAUGCGGCUGUUUCGGGUGUCGAAGCUCGGCCUGGUGUGAUAGAUGCUGCGAUUUGGGUUGGAUAUGCCUGGGCUGACGAACCGCGCAAUCGAGCCGUUGUUAUGGCAACUGGCUGGGACAAAUCAGCUGUUGCUGCAGGUGCCGAGGAUCUGGCAAAAAAAUUUUGGGAUGCUCAUGCUGAUUUUGAUUUUGUUGGACCGACCGGGACGUUCAAAGAAUGCCUUGAUACAGCUCUGACGUCUUCUGCUCGCCCGUUCUUUAUCUCGGAUAGUGGGGAUAACCCAACAGCAGGCGGUAGCGGUGAUAUGACCUGGGGUUUGACUAAGCUUUUAGCUCGACCUGAAUUUCAGGAUGUUUCAGGGCCGACUGUGAUAUAUGCAAGCGUACCAGGUCCGAAAGCAGUCGAAGUAGCCGUUGCCGCUGGCGUUGGGGCGACCGUAACAGUGACUGCGGGGGCAGAGGUCGAUAACAUACAUGCAGGUCCUAUCACAAUGACUGGACGAAUACAUUCAAUCAAACAUGGUGACAAAUGGGCAGAGACUGAAGUUGUUCUGCAAGUGGGUAGCGUGUAUGCUAUCCUAACCAAACUACGCAAACCGUAUCACAAGGAGCAUGACUUUACUGACUUGGACUUAAAACCCCGCUCUGCGGAUAUUGUUAUUGUCAAGAUCGGCUACCUGGAGCCAGAGCUCUUUGAUAUGGCGGCGGAUUGGAUGCUCGGUCUUACUCCUGGUGGUGUUGACCAGGACCUUGUCCGACUGGGUCAUCAUCGUAUCCGCCGUCCGAUGUGGCCGUUUGAUAAUAGAUUCGAGACCCAGCCAGACUUGAAAGCGCGAUUCAUCUCAAUGUCMCCCGAGCCGUUACUGGGCCCGGAUGAUUCAUCUGCACAUUCAACUUGGAAGACAAAUCGCGACGAUGCGAUGUCUUCGGCCCUUGAACGUCUGCAUCAGCGAGAACUUGCAGAGGAAAUUGAAGCGAUAAAUGCGAUAUACGAAGUCGAUACGAUCGAGGUUAAUACAAUCGGUCAAGGCACGAUUCCGGACAAUGGCGCACGAACGUUAGACCUGGGGAGCACCCCUUCUGAAACAGCUGCUCUUACGACGACGAUACGGCUGCGUAUCCCAGAACACCCUCACCUUUCCUUUAUUAUCGGUUUUGACAAUGAGUAUCCGGAAACACCCCCUCGAGUGACUGGGACAGCAUCGACUUCUUCCCGCGGCGAAGGCAGUCUAGUUGUUGAUGUAUUAAGGGAUAUCAUCACCCGAGCACAUCAGCCAGGACAAGUCUGCCUAUUCGAAGUGAUCAGUGAGGCCAGCGAAAAGUUCUCUGAAUUGAGCAUUGGUGGUACCACAACAGAUCAUGAAAGCCCGUCAAAAGGAAACGAAGAUGGAGAGGAUGAUACAGAUGAGCAGCUCGACAAGACUGCUGAAGACAUCGCGACGCUUUCUUUGAAAGAUGCAUUUGGCAUCGACAGUCCUCCCUAUUGGAUACUAUCCGACGUUGUGACAGAAAAGAAAUCGGUCUUCGUGGGUCGCGCCGUACCCGUUACCAGCAGAGAUCAGGCCAAGGCGUAUAUAGACUAUCUCCUCGCAACAGACAAGAAAGUCGCCAGUGCAACACACAAUAUCAGCGCAUGGCGCAUUCGUGAGAAGAAAGACGACAACACAGAAAGAACAUUCCAAGACUGUGACGAUGAUGGGGAAACGGCUGCAGGCGGACGUUUGCUACAUCUUAUGCAAUUGAUGGAUGUUUGGGAUGUAUUGGUCGUCGUUACGAGAUGGUAUGGGGGAGUCUUGUUGGGGCCGGAUAGAUUCCGAAUCAUUAACAAUGUUGGAAAGGAUGCUCUUAUCAAGGCUGGAUUUCAGAAAGAGGCAUCAAGCACCAAAGAUAAAGGCAAGAAGAAGGGGAAGAAGUGA
This is a messenger RNA of Talaromyces amestolkiae, 2574 nucleotides long. RefSeq lists its product as uncharacterized. The coding region runs from base 1 to 2574 and encodes 857 amino acids. Lineage: Eukaryota; Fungi; Ascomycota; Eurotiomycetes; Eurotiales; Trichocomaceae. Gene Ontology annotation, cellular component: cytoplasm. Gene Ontology annotation, biological process: regulation of translational initiation. The transcript is spliced from 2 exons. The record is from RefSeq and is a predicted model, not a curated record. Gene Ontology annotation, molecular function: protein binding.